AUGAUCAUUAUAGACAAUGCUGCUAAUCUCAAUAGUCAUUUGAUGCAAGAAGUGUGCCAACAGCUUAAGAUUGCACACCGAAAUUUCACUCCAUAUCGUCCAAAGGCAAAUGGCAUUGUGGAAGCCUCCAAUAAGAAUAUCAAGAAGAUACUGCGGAAAAUGAUACAAGGGUCUAGGCAAUGGAACAAGAAGUUAUCAUUUGCACUGUUAGGUUAUCGCACGACUGUUCGCACUUCAACAGGUUUUGGAAGUGAGUAUCUUAAUGAUUCUGAGAUUAAGAGUGUUCGAGGCAACAAGAACAAUGUAGUAGAAUUUCUUGAAUCUCUGGCAAACUUUGCAGGGUGGGAGCCUCCACAUGGACCUUUCAAGCUUGAACACCCAUGGAAAGAAUACUUGAAGAUUGGUGACCUAGUUAGAAAAUGUGCUUGCCAUCUUCAAGUUCUUAAUGGCAACUUAAACUCUAAAUCUGAGGAACCAACUGAAUUUGAGAGAAGAACAGAAGAAGCAUGCAAAAGAAUGAUCAUGAAAGCUAGCAAACCCUUAAAGGAACUUGCCUUGUCCAUUAAAACCAUGACACAACCUUUUUCUUCAAUAAGCCAUAUAUCUAAUGCAAAGAAUGUCAUUGAUGACCUUAAACACACACUAGGAACCUCAGAAACCUUCUUUCAACACAACGAAUCAUGCGUCAUGGAUUUCAUCCCUAUCACAUCUGUCAUGUCCUUACUUAUCGCCAUCAAUGAAUGCGUUAACGAAAUUUCUAAAGCCAUCAAGGAGCUUUCGAGAAGAGCAUAUUUCAAGAAAAAAGACGGGAGGAGGAGAGAUUCUAGUUCGACCGAAGCGGCUACAGGGGAGAACCGACCGCAAAUAAUGCACUAUAGGACUGUGAAUCCUGUUGUUGAUGAUAAUGUAGAGGAAGGUGAUUUUAUUACAAUAGAGAUAGAUGGCAAUGUAGAAUCAACAGAAGUGGUAGUAGAAGAGUCUAAUCGAGUGAGUAAUAAUCCAAUAAAUGCAAGAAAAGAGGAACCUUUUGUUAUUUGGACACGAGGAGACGCCACAACAGAAAUAAUGGAAGAGCCAGAAACGUCAAAAACUAAAGUUGAAUUAGCACAUUCAAUAGAUGAAAAGUUUUAUGAUAGCAUCCAAUUUCUCAAAUCCACAAGACAAUGGAGAAAAAAAAAGACAAUUUAUGAACUUAGUUGA
This is a messenger RNA of Capsicum annuum, 1200 nucleotides long. RefSeq names its product aluminum-activated malate transporter 8-like. The record is from RefSeq and is a predicted model, not a curated record. The transcript is spliced from 4 exons. Lineage: Eukaryota; Viridiplantae; Streptophyta; Magnoliopsida; Solanales; Solanaceae. The coding region runs from base 1 to 1200 and encodes 399 amino acids. Gene Ontology annotation, biological process: DNA integration; malate transport. Gene Ontology annotation, cellular component: plant-type vacuole membrane. Gene Ontology annotation, molecular function: nucleic acid binding.